Molecule: messenger RNA, 5020 nt
Organism: Artibeus jamaicensis (Jamaican fruit-eating bat)
Lineage: Eukaryota; Metazoa; Chordata; Mammalia; Chiroptera; Phyllostomidae
Gene: CCDC18
Product: coiled-coil domain containing 18
Exons: 29
Coding region: 206-4831 (1541 amino acids)
Source: RefSeq, a predicted model, not a curated record
CUCUUCACCUCCCGGGCAGUGCAAAGGAAGUUUCGAAACGGGUGAGAGGCGACGACGUAGUGCAGCGGAGCUAAUGGAAAGAGGCUGGCUUACCCUCCAGACUUACUUGGUACUCGAUCUCCAAGGAGGCCUUCAGAGGCAUGGGCUGGUAGAAACACUCCUUGCGGCCGGCCGGAAGGGUAAACGUGAAGUCGCUGUCUAAGGAAUGCGUGAAGCUGACCACUCCCGGCAGCAGCAGAGCGGCCAGGAGGAGCACCGGGAAGGGCAGCCCGGUCUUGCCGCCCAUCCCUGCCGGGGCGCUCUCGAGAAAUGGCGUUGGGAGGUGUGGGUGGUCCGCACGUGGGUUCUAGCGUCCUCCGACGACUCCUUGUGGUUGGCUGGUAAACCUGGAGAAAAUUCCAGGUGGCGGCCGCGGCGGCAGACACUCGCAGAAUGCGUGCUACGCCAGCCACCAAAGGAAAUGGAACCUAAUUCAUCAAACUACUAUAAGAAUGACAAUGAAGAAGAAAAUUUGCUUGCAAAUGUUGCUUCUUUAAGACAUGAACUGAAGAUAACAGAAUGGAGUUUGCAGAAUUUAGGGGAAGAGUUAUCCAGUGUCAGUCCAAGUGAAAAUUCCGAUUAUGCCUCUAAUCCCUCAAGGUCUGAAAGGCUGAUUUUGGAAGAUCUUUCUCAGCCUAGCCAUCUUGGACUUUUGAAUUACUCACCUUAUAAAAAAGUGUACAAAAUGCCUAGUAGCAGUACUGAUUUUCAAAAACAACCAAGAGAUAAGAUAUUUUUUUCAUCGUCUACCCCCAUGGAUCAGGAGAUCAAAAGUCUUCGAGAGAAACUUAAUAAACUUAGGCAACAGAAUGCCUGUUUGGUGUCACAAAAUCAUUCUUUAAUGACUAAAAUAGAAUCUGUCCACUUUGAAUUAACACAGUCAAGAGCAAAAGUAUCUAUGCUUGAAUCUGCGCAACAACAGGCAGCCAAUAUUCCAAUCUUAGAAGAACACAUUAUAAAUUUGGAAGCAGAAGUUUCAGCCCAAGAUAAAGUUUUGAGAGAAGCAGAAGAUAAAUUGGAACAGAGUCAGAAAAUGGUGAUUGAAAAGGAACAGACUUUGCAGAAGUUCCAAGAGGAAUGUAUAAAGUUGAAGGUGGACUUACUUGAACAAAGUAAACAAGGAAAGAGAGCUGAGCGGCAAAGGAAUGAAGCACUGUAUAAUGCUGAAGAGCUGAGUAAAGCUUUCCAACAUUAUAAAGAAAAUGUGGCUGAAAAGCUGGAAAAGGUUCAAGCUGAAGAAGAAAUAUUAGAAAAAAAUCUAAUUGACUGUGAAAAAGAAAAUAAAAGGCUACAGGAAAAGUGUGGUCUGUAUAAAAGUGACCUUGAAAUUCUGAAAGAGAAAUUAAGGCAGUUAAAAGAAGAAAAUAACAAUGGAAAAGAAAAAUUAAGAGUCAUGGCGGUGAAAAAUUCAGAAGUCAUGGCACAACUAACUGAAUCUAGACAAAUUAUUUUGAAGCUAGAGAGUGAUGUAGAGGACAAGGACAAAAUACUUCGAGAAAAAUUUUCUCUAAUGAAUGAAAACCGAGAAUUAAAGGUUCGUGUUGCAACACAGAAUGAGCGACUGGAUGUAUGUCAGCAAGAAAUAGAAAGUUCAAGGGUGGAACUGAGACGUUUGGAUAAAAUUAUGUCCCAGUUACCAUUAAAAAGAGAAAUGUUUGGUUUUAAAUCAUCUCUUUCUAAGCACCAGAUGAGUAGUUUGCCAAACAAGGAAGACAAUUACAUUGGCUGUUGUGAGGCAAAUAAAAUGAUGAUUUCGGAAUUAAGGAUUAAGCUUGCAAUAAAAGAGGCGGAAAUUCAAAAGCUUCAGGCAAAUCUGACUGCGAAUCAGUUAUCUCAGAGUCUUAUUUCUCAUAAUGACAACAAAGAAAGUGGCAAAUUAAACAGUUUAGAAACAGAACCUGUAAAACUAAAAGGUAGUCAAGUAGCAGAAAGUAUAAAAGAGCAAAAUCAUUCUACUGUUAACAAGCAAUAUGAAAAAGAAAGGGAAAAACUUGCUUCUGGAGUAGAAGAACUACGUACUAAGUUGAUGCAAAUAGAAGCUGAGAAUUCUGAUUUGAAAGUUAACAUGGCCCACAGAACUAGUCAGUUUCAGCUGAUUCAAGAAGAACUGCUAGAGAAAGCUGCAAACUCUAGCAAACUUGAAAGUGAAAUGACAAAGAAAUGUUCUCAACUUUUAACUCUAGAGAAACAACUGGAGGAAAAAAUAAUUGCUUAUUCCUCUAUUGCUGCAAAAAAUGCGGAACUCGAACAGGAGCUUAUGGAAAAGAAUGAAAAGAUAAGAAGUCUAGAAACCAAUAUCAAUACAGAGCAUGAGAAAAUUUGUUUAGCUUUUGAAAAGGCAAAGAAAAUUCAUCUUGAACAGCAUAAAGAAAUGGAGAAGCAGAUUGAAAGACUUGAAUCUCAACUAGAGAAAAAAGAUCAACAAUUUAAAGAGCAAGAAAAGACUAUAUCCAUUUUGCAGCAAGACAUAAUGUGCAAACAACAUCAUCUUGAAUCACUAGACAGACUCUUGACAGAAAGCAAAGGGGAAAUGGAAAAGGAAAAUCUGAAAAAAGAUGAAGCUUUGAAAGCAUUACAGAACCAAGUAUCUGAAGAAACAAUCAAGGUCAGACAGUUAGAUUCAGCAUUGGAAAUUUGUAAGGAAGAACUUGCCUUGCAUUUGAAUCAAUUGGAAGGAAAUAAGGAAAAGUUUGAAAAACAGCUAAAGAAGAAAUCUGAAGAGGUUUAUUGUUUACAGAAAGAGCUAAAGAUGAGAAAUCACAGUGUUCAAGAGACUUCUGAGCAAAAUGUUAUUCUACAGCAUACUCUUCAGCAGCAGCAGCAAAUGUUACAGCAAGAGACAAUAAGAAAUGGAGAACUAGAAGACAUUCAAACUAAGCUUGAAAAACAGGUAUCAAAACUGGAACAAGAGCUUCAAAAGCAAAAGGAAAAUUCGGCUGAAAAGUUGAGAAAAAUGGAGGAGAAAUGUGAUGCAGCCACGCAUGAAGCGGAUUUGAAAAAGCAGAAAGUUAUUGAGCUUACUGGCACUGCCAGGCAAGUAAAACUUGAGAUGGAUCAGUACAAAGAAGAGCUGUCUAAAAUGGAAAAAGACAUAAUGCACCUAAAACGAGAUGGAGAAAAUAAAGCAAUGCAUAUCUCUCAGUUAGACAUGAUCCUAGAACAGACAAGGACAGAACUAGAGAAGAAAACAAAUGCUGUUAAAGAGUUAGAAAAGUUACAGCACCAAAUGGAAACUGAACUAACAGAAACCUUGCAGAAACGGGAGGUACUAGAGGCUGAACUACAAAAUGCUCAUGGAGAAUUAAAAAGUACUUUAAGACAACUCCAGGAAUUGAGAGAUGUGCUACAGAAGGCUCAAUUAUCAUUAGAGGAAAAAUACACCACUAUAAAGGAUCUCACAGCUGAACUUAGAGAAUGCAAGAUGGAGGUUGAAGAUAAAAAGCAAGAACUCCUUGAAAUGGAUCAGGCACUUAAGGAGAGAAAUUGGGAGCUAAAGCAAAGAGCAGCUCAAGUUACACAUUUGGAUAUGACUAUUCGUGAGCACAGAGGAGAAAUGGAACAGAAAAUAAUUAAAUUAGAGGGUACCCUGGAAAAAUCAGAAUUGGAAGUUAAAGAAUGCAACAAACAGAUUGAAAGUUUGAAUGAAAAAUUGCAAAAUGCCAAAGAACAGCUCCGAGAAAAAGAAUUUAUAACACUACAAAAUGACCAGGAGAUCAGUCAACUGAAAAAGGAAACUGAAAGAGCACAACAAAAGAUGGAAGAAAUGGAAAGUGUUAUCAAAGAGCAGGAACAAUACAUUGCAACUCAAUAUAAGGGGGCCAUAGAUUUGGAGCAAGAAUUGAGGCUAACCCGGGAGCAGAUGCAGAGCUCUCAUACCGAAUUGGUGGAGGCUCAUCGCCAACAAAUCCAAGCACAGAGAGAAAUAGAAAGGCUUUCAAGUGAACUGGAGGAAAUAAAGCAACUCUUUAAAGAGAAGGAAGCUCAUGGAAACCAUUUAGUUGAAGAAUUGGGGGCUUCUCAACUACGUGAAGCUCAUUUAGAAGCAAGAAUGCAAGCAGAAAUCAAGAAAUUGUCAGCAGAGGUAGAAUCCCUCAAAGAAGCUUAUCAUCUAGAGAUGCUCUCACAUCAAGAGAAUCAUGCAAAGUGGAAGAUUUCUGCUGACUCUCAAAAGACAUCUGUUCAGCAACUAAAUGAACAGUUAGAGAAGGCAAAAUUAGAAUUAGAAGAAGCUCAGGAUACUGUAAGCAGUUUGCAUCAACAAGUCCAAGACAGGAAUGAAGUAAUUGAAGCUACAAAUGAAGCAUUACUUAUUAAAGAAUCGGAAUUAACCAGAUUACAAGCCAAAAUUUCUAGACAUGAAAAGGCAGAAGACAUCAAAUUUCUACCAGCCCCAUUUUCAUCUCCAGUAGCAAUUCCUGGCAUUCAAGAUCCAAAAUUUGCUAAAUAUGCUCACACAGCUGUUUUCAAGUGUAGAAAACUACGUCGCUCUAUUAGUGCCAGUGACCUUAGUUUUAAAACUCGUGGUGAUGAAGAUCUUUCUGAAGAAUUACUACAGGACUUAAAAAAAAUGCAACUAGAACAACCUUUAGCAUUAGAAGAAAGCCAGAAGGAUCUGACUUAUACCCAGUCAGACUCAUUUAAACCUCUCACAUAUGACCUAGAAGAUGACAGCUCUGAGAAUGACUUCAGUACUCUCAGUGGAAUGCUAAGAUACAUAAACAGAGAAGUGAGACUAUUAAAAAAGUCUUCUAUGCAAACAGGUGCUGGUUUAACUCAGGGAGAAAAAUUAUAAUUAAAAGAAGAUGUUGAUGUAACGAAAAAUGGGAUUUUUGGUACUGUGCUGCGUUUUCUUCUUAUAUGUAGCUCAUACUUCAUAGAUGCUCUUAUUUUACUGCUUUUGAAUAAAUUUUAUAUUUCAGUACUUUCAUUGUUGUUCCAUUACACUUGUCCCUAUUUUUCCUCCAUUACUCUCCCCUGCCAU